Lathyrus oleraceus (garden pea) is the source of this 1110-nucleotide messenger RNA. RefSeq lists its product as uncharacterized. The transcript has 3 exons. Bases 71 to 901 code for a protein of 276 amino acids. The record is from RefSeq and is a predicted model, not a curated record. NCBI's taxonomy places the organism in Eukaryota, Viridiplantae, Streptophyta, Magnoliopsida, Fabales, Fabaceae. Gene Ontology annotation, molecular function: oxidoreductase activity.
AUUUGAUUGCACAGAAUCGUUAAUUCCAACUCCUAUCCACUAAUUAAUCGAUAAAUAAAUAGAUAAAUAAAUGGCAGCAGAACAGGUAGAGCCAUGGCACAAGCUCGACGACAAAGUCGUGUUGGUAACCGGCGGUUCCUCCGGCCUGGGAUGCGACUUCUGCCUCGAUCUCGCUAAAGCCGGCUGCAGGAUCGUCGCCGCUGCUCGCCGCCUCGACCGCCUCUACUCCCUCUGCCAUCAAAUCAAUAAUCUAUACGGAAACGGAACCCUCCGUGCCGUGGCUGUGGAACUCGACGUCUCCGCCGAUUCCGCUACCAUUGACAGGUCCAUUCAGAAGGCAUGGGACGCCUUUGGAUAUAUUGAUGCCUUGAUUAACAAUGCUGGUGUAAGAGGAAGUGUUAAAUCUCCCUUGAAUUUGUCUGAGGAGGAAUGGGAUCAUGUUCUCAAAACUAACUUAACUGGUUGUUGGUUGGUUUCAAAAUAUGUAUGCAAACGCAUGUGUGAUGCCCAGCGAAAGGGAUCAAUUAUUAAUAUUUCUUCAACUUCUGGUUUAAAUCGGGGACAACUCAGUGGGGCUGUUGCAUAUGCAUCUUCAAAGGCAGGCGUCAACAUGCUAACAAAGGUCAUGUCUUUGGAAUUGGGGGUACACAAAAUAAGAGUGAAUUCAAUAUCCCCUGGAAUUUUCAAAUCUGAAAUCACAGAAAAAUUAAUAGAAAAAGCUUGGCUGAAUAAUGUAAUCACUAAAAUAAACCCGUUGAGAAGUUUGGUUGCUUCAGACCCUGCAUUAACAUCAUUGGCUCGUUACCUGAUUCAUGAUUCUUCUGAAUAUGUUACGGGUAAUAAUUUUAUUGUUGAUUGUGGAGCAACUUUACCUGGUGUCCCGAUUUAUUCUUCUUUGUGACUAAUGUGUACAUUGUGCUGUGCACUCACCAAAAAUAACUUGGGUCAACUAUGUUUGUUACAUGUAUUUAGAUAAUGCACUACAGUGUUUGUCGGUCUAUGUAGAGUCUAAAGCAAAUAAAGAGUAUGAAGAGAAAACUAUCGAUUGUUAUGUGUAUGUGUAUGUAAUAUCAAAUAUCAAUAUUUGAUACUGUUUUAUUACUCUCUAAA